Ectocarpus sp. CCAP 1310/34 is the source of this 1074-nucleotide messenger RNA. Lineage: Eukaryota; Phaeophyceae; Ectocarpales; Ectocarpaceae. The record is from the annotation of a GenBank genome assembly.
CAUCCUGUUUCACCGCAAACAUCGCCGACGCAAGCCUUGUUCUCCACGGCAAUCGACUCCGCUUGGUCGAAUUACAUACAGAGGAGACCACUCUCGAGGUCAUCAGACCUAAUCUCGUUCUAGGACGGCCGUCCCGACUUGGGCCUGGCCGUGGCUCGUGGCAGCCUCAUGGAGGUAGACCGCACAAUCGAAAUCCGAGGGGAAGAGAGGGUAGUGAGACAGCAGCGGAAGAACCACAUCCGCGGGAUACUGCUAAUCAGCCAGCUGUUGAGAAAGGGUACCACCGAGGCAGCUGGAAAACCUGUGCAAUCUGUGGUUGCUGAUGAAGUUGAGCUCCUCGAAAAGGGUAGAGAGCACGUUGAAGGCAUCCGAGAGAGAGCAUCGAAACGCGGGAAACGACAGCCUGCUGCUGCUGCUGCUGCUUCAUCUGCUGCGGCGAAGAAGGCGAAGCGCAAGGGGGCGGACGCAGCUCUCUCCGACCCUCUAGCAUUGGCUCAUGAUGGCGGGACCAGAAGCGGUGCUACCCCAGAGACUUCGAGGGAGGAAGCGGCACAACGCACGCGUCACUCCCUCGCAGCUGCCGCUCGUGAUGCUGCGUAUGGCGUUGGUCGAAGUACAUUCACGGCUGUGCCUAAUGGAUAUUGGCGGUACACGGCAAUCGUGGGUGCUGCAUGCGGACGUAGCGCGGUUCGCACGAGGCAUCGGCCCUAUCUCCGACGCAAACUACACAUGGUCCACAAGAUGAAACUGUCGGGCGCUCAAUAUCUAGUGCUGUCCCCCCCCGCCCUGCUGCCCCUUCUGCUUUCUUUGAGGGCCAUGCCGUCGUACAACCGAGAUUUGAAGCCGUUCGCCGGAGAGGAGAGCAUCAAUGAAUUGCCCCGAUGCAGGACCCCGUCUUCCUUCCUACGUUGCAAGCUGACACGGACUCUCCUUUCUCGGCCUUCUUUCACCAAGCUCUCUUUGGUGGUGACGUUUGGCCAUGCCCGGGCGCCGCCAUCGCCUCCACCUGUGAAAGAAAUAUCGAGAAGCAGUUCUGUCUCAGGGGAUGGUGGCUGGAGGUUGCCGCGGAGCUGA